Salvelinus sp. IW2-2015 is the source of this 2953-nucleotide messenger RNA. Its product is annotated as early growth response protein 1. Gene Ontology annotation, biological process: regulation of transcription by RNA polymerase II. Lineage: Eukaryota; Metazoa; Chordata; Actinopteri; Salmoniformes; Salmonidae. Gene Ontology annotation, molecular function: DNA-binding transcription factor activity, RNA polymerase II-specific; RNA polymerase II cis-regulatory region sequence-specific DNA binding. The record is from RefSeq and is a predicted model, not a curated record.
GGAGCUAAACAGAGCUCAUAUCAGUACAGAGCAGGAAGCACCGUACUACGCUAGCGAAAUUAUUCUUACCAAACACGUGAACUAAAAGCGAAAAAGUUAAUCAAAAGGGAAAACACAACAACUACACAUUUCUUUAUUACAAAUCGGGAUUACUAGAAGAAAAAAAAAAGUUUUAAUUCCUACCGUUACGGGAAUGAAUGAACCACAAGAUCGUUAUUGAAGACUGGGAUCUUUUGCGAAAUUGAAUGCAGCAAAGUCUUGCAGAUCUUUCAGCAUUGGAUUCCUCAGACCAUCCUCCUCAACAAGAGCAGCAGCAAUAUAUUCAGCUGGCUGGUAAUUUCCUCUCACCUGAGACAAAAAGCUGCAGCGCCAGCUGCGUCUCCACCGCCUCUGUUUCUCCAGACAGUCAGAGCACCGGCAGCACAGCACCAUGGCUGCAGCCAAGACAGAGAUGCUCCCCUCAGCCCUGCAGAUCUCAGACCCACUGGGCUUCUCCUACUCUCCCAUGGACAGCUACCCCAAGCUGGAGGAGAUGAUGUUGCUCCACUCAACAGGGACCCCCUUCCUGACUGCCUCUGCACCAGACGGUGUAUGCUUUGGGACCGGGGAGCCAGGAGACUCAUACAACCAUCUGACUGGAGAUACAUUGCAUGAUAUCUCUAUCGGCUGUGAGAAGUCUCUAAUGGAGCAGACCUACUCAACCCCUCGCCUGCCUUCCGUCUCCUACACGGGGAGGUUCACCCUGGAGCCUGCAACCAGCUGCAGCAACAGCCUGUGGCCAGAGCCAUUAUAUAGCCUGGUCAGUGGGCUGAUGGGCAUGUCCCAACCACCCACCUCAGCUGCCCCAUGCUCCUCUGCUGCUCCGGUCAGCUCCUCCUCCCACACCAUGAGCUGGCCCAUCCAAGUCGGCGACACCAGCACCACCUACUGCAGCGUCAGCCCUGACCUCUUCCCUGACUCUAACCAGUCCUUUCCCAGCCCCUCAAACAGCUCAGUCCCGUACCCACCACCCGCCUACCCCAGCAGCAAGACAUGCUCCCUGCCCAACAUGUCUCUGCCCAUGAUACCAGACUAUCUAUUUCCUCAGCAGCAGGGUGAGAUCAGCUUGCUGCCCCCUGACCAGAAGCCUUUCCAGUGUCAGAGCAUCCAGCAGCAGCUCUCCCUCACGCCCCUGUCCACCAUCAAGGCUUUCGCCACACAGACUGGUUCUCAGGACCUGAAGGGCUCCUACCAGUCUCAGCUGGUGAAGCCUGGUUCUCAGGACCUGAAGGGCUCCUACCAGUCUCAGCUGGUGAAGCCCAGCCGCAUGCGCAAGUACCCCAACCGCCAGUGCAAGACUCCGCCUCACGAGCGGCCCUACGCCUGCCCCGUGGAAACAUGCGUCCGCCGAUUCUCCCGUUCAGACGAGCUGACACGCCACAUCCGCAUCCACACGGGCCAGAAGCCCUUCCAGUGCCGCAUCUGCAUGCGCAACUUCAGCCGCAGUGACCACCUGACCACACACAUCCGCACGCACACAGGCGAGAAGCCCUUCCCCUGCGACAUCUGCGGCCGCAAGUUUGCCCGCAGCGAUGAACGAAAACGGCACACCAAGAUCCACUUGAGGCAGAAGGACAAGAAGGUGGAGAAGGCAGGGUCCGCCCCCAUGGCCAUCCCUUCCCCAGUCUCGGGGUACUCCUCCCCCUCCACAUCAUACCCCUCUCCCAGCUCCUCAUACCCCUCCCCAGUGCCGUCCUCAUACCCCUCCCCAGUGGCGUCCUGCUACUCCUCCCCAGUGCACAGCUCCUAUGGCUCCCCAUCAGUCAAUACCAUGUACUCCUCAGCCUCCAGUACAUUUCAGACGCACGUGUCCACCUCGUACGGUUCCCCCACAAACAUUUACAGCUCCCCCGUGGGCACUCCUCAGUCAGACCUGCAGUCCACCCUCUCUCCAAAGAACAUUGACAUCUACUAAGACUUUCAUAUCUUUACUUAUCAUUUAUUUCUGUUUGAAAAGAACAAGCAAACAUCAUUGUUACCUUUUUGAAUGCACUUUUGCUCCCCCUGUGUCCAUACAGCACUUAAAGAUCAUGAAACAUGACCGAUAGCGACAGAGGAUGGAAAGGGAACAGCUUCUCUCUUCAACUCAACCCCAGUACUUCAACGAGUCUCCUGAUAUGUAGAAAGCAAAGGAUAUUAGGCUUUUGGUGGGACUUUGAUACUGACAGCCUGAAAUUCAAAAAGACGGAUGAUACGCAAACCGCCCCAUGUAUCAGUGUACCUGUGCCAUAUUUUGUUUUUCAUCCUUUUAGACUUUCGUUCUUUACAUGGUAUCAUGGGAACUUGAUGGCACCAUGUUUCUCUGAAUAUGUUUUCUCGUAUGUAGUAACAAUGGUGGAACCACUUUUUAUUGGAGAAGUACUUUAGCAUGUUUACUGUAAGACACAUCUGUUUCUAUUGUUUUGUGUAUUUACCCAUUGGUACUCUCUUCCCUGUUGUUCCUUUUUCUACACGGAUUAAUGAAAAUUAUUUUUCAUUAACAUUUUCGUGCCUUUUUGUGAAGUUCAGCAAACUAAACUCUGUUUGUGAUUGGAUGCGUUGCAUCUGAAGUAGCCUUAGAAUGUGAAGUGUAUUCUUCACGGAUUGUAAGAGAUUUUUAAGGGAUGAUUCGGAGGGAACCGAGGUCAUAGCUUACACAAGAAUAUAAGCGAAAAAAUAUAUUUUUUUAUAAUUGAAAGCAUAAAUAUGUACAUAUUCACCAGUCAAAAUGUUGUUACCUACUGAGUAGGCAUGGGAUUUUUGCAUGUUAUUUACAUGCAGUUCAUUAUUUUGUGGUUAUUUGUCAUUGUAAAACCAAGUGACUGUUUUUGGUUUCUAAAGACAUUGAAAGCGCUUAACUGCCAAGGAUAUUUGGUGUACAUGAUAUCCUUUAAGAAAAGGGAUAUUAAUAAAAUAUCAAUAUAUUACGAUAAAA